UGAACAAGGUAUCACCCUUGGGGUCGGGGUCUGAAGUGGUGUGGACACAGAAGGCUACUGACACAGGUAGUGUCACUGUAGAGAUGCCAGGAAUAAAUGUAAAUAACAACGAAUUCACACAGUUUGACUCCCCUGCUGACAAUAAGUAUGAAUAUAUCACUACAGACGAUUACCUUUAUACAGAGCCCUUAGACUUGUCCAUCAAACUGCAGCCAAACGUUGGUAAUCCCUUCAUAGGGAGCGGUGCAGGGAGAAGCAUUGAUGUAUUUAGUAGACAGGAUGUUCAAGUUGUGUCAACAAGUCCUAAUGAUGAUGUAAAUAUUGGAAAGACAAUUAAUUUUGAUGGGCAUGAAGCUUUCGGUGCAGUGUGUGUCAUUCAGAACAAACUCCCCAUGCCUUCUUUAAACACCACACAUUUGAGCACUUUCGACAGGAUGAAUACUGAUCAUGAUACUGCAAGGAAUGUAGACUGUGUUGAAGUGAAUUGCUACAAUCCAAGAAGCCAUUUACAGACAGAACAGGAGAAUGACAAAGGAGUUUUAUCCAGACCUAGUCCUAGAGAAACUGAAUUUGAUGAGAAUGCCAACUACAUCGGUCUUGAGUUGAAAACCAGCAAGUCAUGUUUAAGUAACAGAAAUAUGCUUAGUCAGCUAGAUAGUAAUAAAUUCUGUGAAAAUUUACAACAGGAAAGUAACGGCGUAGUCCAACAUGCUACCAGGACUAGCUUGUGGUACCAUGACAGACCUCAGGAUACCGCCACGGCCACUAGGUCUGAGGUUCCAUAUACAGCCACUAGGUCUGAGGUUCCAUAUACAGCCACCAGGUCUGAGGUUCCAUAUACAGCCACCAGGUCUGAGGUUCCAUAUACUGCCACAAGGUCAGAGUUUCCCUAUACAGCCACCAGGUCUGAAGGUUCCUGUUCAGCCACAAGGUCAGAGUUUCCCUAUACAGCCACCAGGUCUGAAGGUUCCUGUUCAGCCACCAGACCAGAGAUUCCCUAUGCAGCCACCAGGUGUGAGGAUUUCUGUCUCCCUAGGCAUGACGAUAUUCAGUCUGGAUCUCAAGUGCAGUCAAGGAAUACCAGGCAACAAGAAAGGAAGGGGGAACUACCAACUCCCAGAUCAGGGAGCAGAAUUCAGGACACAUUUAGAUCAGAUGGAGAUGUGGAUUGGAUAAAUUCCAACUUAAACCAUCACAAAAUGGACAAGGAAAGAAGCUGGCCGGAUUUGAAGUUGAUGAGAGAAAGCCAAGAUUCGAGAGAAAAACAUUAUCCAAAUGCCUCUUAUAACUCUAACAGGGAUACACACACAGAGCCAGAGGAGACAAUGUUGAUGCAUAUGAUGUAUACUCAGCCGACAUUAGGAGCUGAUGGGUACAGCGAGGAGGACAUGCAUUUCAAACGAGGAGGGUCCAGUGGUAGGAGAUUACAGUGUAGCUAUCCUAUGGAUUCGAUGAAAAUUAAUCUGGAGAAUAAAGAUGUACCAUUGGAUUUAUCUUGUAAUAAAACAUACACCAUUCCAAGGGGAUCUGUUCCUGAUCAGCCUAUUUCUGUUGGUAACUUUCGGCCAAGUUUCGAAUCUUCAGUUCGUGGCCUCCGACCUACUUUUGAGAAUUUUCCUGACCUUCAGCCUAAAUUUUCAAGUUCCAUGUGCAACGUUCAGUCUCAUUUUGGAAUUGUGAAUGAAUUGCCUAAUGUUAGGAAGUUGAACUCCAGUUAUUUGAUGUUUCCAGGGAUUCUAACAAAUCUGUGUCUGCCAGACAAUAUACCAGAACUUCUUAGUCAACCUGCCAUACCCAAUCCAGGCUGUAUCGCCUACCCACAGCAACCAAUGAUGCCGCCAUUUGAUUGGUCGGAUCCUAGAGUUACAGGUGGUGCCGAAACUUGGAAGGCUACUCCUUACCAACCUGUGCCAGAUGUGGUGCCCAUUGCGGAACAUAGUACACACCCCAAUCAAGUGCUAGCAGCUCCGGGACCAGUACAACUUCCAGAUUACGUGUCUGACUCUUUUGGGUAUAAUUAUAAAUCACACCCUAGAAGAGACAGUGGCAGCAAAAAUCUUUCAAGGAAACGGACGUCAAGGACAAAGAAAAAAUAUAAAGUUCUGAGCCAGAUCCUAGAGAGCCGUGAUGAAUCAGAAUUUAGGAAGAUAGCCCGACCUGAAAAUUGUCCUCUUCCUUCUGUGAAAUCUGGUACAUCAUGUACAAGUUUCCAUGUACAUCCCAUAGCACAGACAUUUCCUGCUAUGCCUCACAGACAUUUCAUGCCAGGCCCAUCAGACUCGUAUCUACAGCCUCCCAGUGCCUCUGUAUCACUUCCUUGUCAGCAGUCAUGCUUUUCUGACAAUAUUCUCAGGAAGAAGCCGCCUGGAAUUUCGGGUCAUGACAAGGAGCUGUUCAGACCCUAUAUGGAUUAUAAAGAGACGAUGUCUAACAGAAAUCCAGACAUGACCUCCAGAAUGAUGAAUACUGGUUUACAGAAUUCAAAUUUUAAUGUGGUUGGGCCACCUGGGAAAUUCAAAUUUCAAGAAGGAAGAUAUAAUGACACAGGAGGAAAUUCAAAUGUAAGGUCCUAUGUAAAUAUGCCAUUUCAUGGAAAUCUAGAUUCACAGUCAGUAUCUAGUGUUAAUAAAGCUGGAUAUUCUCAGUUUGGAGACACGGAAAAUGUACAGCAGUUUCAAGUUCCACAUGACACAGGUUACCAGCCUGUCGCACCUAGUUGGGGUCAGCACUGUUUUAACGGUGAUGAAACAAAUAUCUUCAGACAUCCGAAUGAGAUCAACAGAACAUGGUUUCAUGGAAAUCAAAGACAAGUCUUGGAUCACAACAGAAACAUAGAUGCUGUUACUGAACACGGAAAGAUUGGUGUCGAAAUGUCACAUACAACUAAAAGAUCUAGAAUUUCACGAAAAAACUGGAAAAACUGGUUUGUUGGACAAUAGAAAUGAUGACGAUGGCUGCAAUGGUAACAUUGGAAUGCCUUGUGCUGUAAGGCCAACCACAGGAUACACAGAAGGACCAUCUCUGGAAAAGACAAAUCUUGUGAAGUUUGUUCAUAAGAGUCUUGCUCAAGACCCAAGUAAUGGGCAGUCUGCGAACCAACUGACUAGUCGCAGGAAUAUGGAGAAUUAUUGCUGUAAAUGUUGGUCGCGGGGGAAGUGUCGUAGCUGUGUGUGCAGUAAGACUGGAUGUCACAACUGUCGAAACCCUCUCUGCUGCUUUAAGGACACAAGUCCAAGUUUUAAAAGAGCCACACAAACAAAUAAAAAGUCGAGACGGCAAUGCAAGAACCACACAAGAUCAAAGAGAACUACAAAACAACAAAAUGGACAGGAAUGUCCCGGCGAACUGAAUCCUGGGUUUAUCAGCAGGACACACAGACAGACACGCACUUCUAAACAAACUUGUACAGAUGUUGGCCCAGUUAGAGACUCGAAACUGGCAGAUUCUGAACACAGUGAACAGGGCUCAGUGAUGAAUUACAAACCAGUAACAAACAGAACACUUUUAGAAGGAUCAAAGGGGCCAGGUCAAGUAGAAGGAUCGAAGGAAGUACACCAGCCAGGUCAUGUUGAAGGAUCAAAGGGAGUACAAAGGCCUGGUCAUGUAGAAGGAUCGA
Messenger RNA from Pecten maximus, 3616 nucleotides. RefSeq lists its product as uncharacterized. Bases 84 to 2939 code for a protein of 951 amino acids. The transcript is spliced from 3 exons. The record is from RefSeq and is a predicted model, not a curated record. NCBI's taxonomy places the organism in Eukaryota, Metazoa, Mollusca, Bivalvia, Pectinida, Pectinidae.